AUGGAUAAGAAAGAGACGCCUGUCCAGUGGCACAUCAAAAGACGCUACUACACAAGGAUUUUGUUGCAGCGAGGAGGCGGCGGGGAGCAGCUCCCCUCUUGCCCGGGCGACGGCGGCGAGCGGCAGGUUCCCCGCGCGGUGCCUCAAGAGCGGCAGCCCAGGGGCAUUUUGAACGGGGAGACAAGGAGCGGGGCGGCGACCGGGGCGGGGGAGCGUGGGGAGGGGGGGAAGGAGGAGGAGGAGGAGGAGGAGGAGGAGGAGGAGGAGGAGGAGGGGCGGCGGCGGGCUGAGGGUCCAGGCAGCCGAGCGCUGCCUCCGCCUGCCUUCCCUCACGCACGCACGCACCGAACGGGCACCCAGCAACGCAGCCAGGCCAGAGCCGCAUACCAGUAUCCGCUCUUACCAUUGGAGGACGGAGGACACCCCGUGACCCGGCAGGAGGUCGCCUUCAUCCCCCUGCUGCCAUGGCACGCUGGGCGUGAGGAAAAUAAUGGGGGCCGUGAGGAAAAUAAUGGGGAGCGUGAGCCCCCCACGGCCUCGUCCCGAGCCCCGGCACCCCCGUGGCCCACGCAGGCGGGUGGGCAUCGGCCACGCGGCCCAGCCCCGGGAGACGCACGAGGCCUGGCGCGAAGGCGGAGGAGCGGCACCGGUGUCGGUGAACGGCACGGUGCCCUUCGGCCGGGGCUCCGCGGCGGUAUUUUGUACACGAGUGUUUCUUCCCAGUCGUCUCCUUGCCCUGAAUAAGUAAAC
This is a messenger RNA of Aquila chrysaetos chrysaetos, 750 nucleotides long. RefSeq names its product heterogeneous nuclear ribonucleoprotein U-like protein 2. The record is from RefSeq and is a predicted model, not a curated record. Lineage: Eukaryota; Metazoa; Chordata; Aves; Accipitriformes; Accipitridae. The coding region runs from base 1 to 744 and encodes 247 amino acids. The transcript has 3 exons.